AUGUACGUAACGUUUAAUUGUUUCAAAGCUAUCUUCCUUUUACCAUGGCAACAGCAAGGUUUAAAACCCAGAACCACACCACGUGACACACCACGUGACACACCACGUGACACACCACGUGACACACCACGUGACACACCACGUGACAGCAUCACACCACGUGACAGCAUCACACCACGUGACAGCAUCUCACCACGUGACAGCAUCGCACCACGUGACACUAGAACCACACCACGUGACACUACAACCACACCACGUGACAGCACCACACCACGUGACAGCAUCACACCACGUGACACUAGAACCACACCACGUGACAGCAUCUCACCACGUGACAGCAUCGCACCACUAGCAGUAGCUCUCAUUGGUCUCGGUCGUAUUGGUGUCAUGUACCUGUCUAACAUCAGAGCUAACACACAGUUGAGGCUCUGCUGCGUGGUGCUGUCUCCCCGGCAGGACCCUGGUGAGGUUCGCGCGCAGCACGGGAUACCAGCCCACGUGACAGUGUCAUGUGAUCCACAGAGCGCGUUCUCUGAUCCGGGUAUUGAGGCUGUUAUCAUAGCGUCCUCCACUGCUUCCCAUGUAGAUCUCAUAUUAUCAGCUGUAGUUGCUAAUAAGGCGGUGUACUGUGAGAAACCUAUAUCAGAUAGUCUAGAGAGAACAAGACAAUGUUACCAGGCAGCAGCUCAGGCUGACCUACCUUUAUUCUGUGCUUUCAACAGGAGAUUUGAUCCGAGUUACUCGCACAUCCAGGCUCAGGUAAGGGCCGGUGCUGUUGGUAAAGUUCAGACUAUCAAGUCAGUCAGCAGAGACUCUCCAGUCAUUCCCCUGUCUUAUAUCGGACCCUCUGGAGGGAUAUUUGAUGAUUUCUCAGUUCAUGAUAUCGACUUGUUACUCUGGGUUACCGGGGAUGUUCCUGUACAAGUGUUUGUGGCUGGAAACGCUCAAAUACCCGAGUUCUCCGACUACAACGACUACGACAACAUGAUAAUCGUCCUGACCUUCAAGCACGGUACUCUGGGUACGAUAGACCUGAACAGGUACUCCAGCUACGGGUACGAUCAGAGACUGGAAGUGUUUGGACCUCUUGGUAUGUUGCACUGUGAACAUUCCAGACCCAACCACCUGGUGACAAGUGACCCAUCAGGUUCCACCAGCACUCCGUUACAUUACUCCUUCCCAUCUCAUUACGACCAAGCGUUUAAGAACCAGCUGGGUUAUUUUGUAGACUUGGUGAGGGGUAAGGUGGAGUUGUCUGUGACAGAGAGGAUGACCAGGGCUGUGAGCAAGGUAGUGGAGGCUUGUAAGGAGUCUGCGGUUAGUGGGUUACCGGUUAAGAUAGCCUGGUCCGAGGAGGAAAUCCCAGAGUAUUGA
This is a messenger RNA of Bolinopsis microptera, 1374 nucleotides long. Its product is annotated as myo-inositol 2-dehydrogenase-like. Gene Ontology annotation, molecular function: nucleotide binding; oxidoreductase activity. Lineage: Eukaryota; Metazoa; Ctenophora; Tentaculata; Lobata; Bolinopsidae. The coding region runs from base 1 to 1374 and encodes 457 amino acids. Gene Ontology annotation, cellular component: cytoplasm. Gene Ontology annotation, biological process: NADPH regeneration. The record is from RefSeq and is a predicted model, not a curated record. The transcript is spliced from 2 exons.